AACAGGGUGGUCCUAUGCAGAGCCUUCUAUCUCGCGGCCCCAGGGAGCAGGGAGACAGCUUCAGGGGGGGCAAAUCACAGACCGUGAGGAUGGCCAGGCCUCUGGAGCAGGCGGUGGCUGCCAUCGUGUGCACCUUCCAGGAAUAUUCAGGGCGCUGUGGGGACAAGCACAAGCUCUGUCAGGCAGAGCUCAAGGAGCUGCUGCAGAAGGAGCUGCCCACCUGGACCCCGACCGAGCUGCGAGAGUGUGACUACAAGAAGUUCAUGAGUGUUCUGGACACCAACAAGGACUGUGAGGUGGACUUCGUGGAGUACGUGCGCUCCCUUGCCUGUCUCUGCACCUACUGUCACGACUACUUCAAGGACUGUCCCCCUGACCUCCCCUGCUCCCAGUAGGCUCUGCUCCCAUGGGCAGGGGUCUGCUGGGGCAGGACCUGAUACGUUGGCCGGGCCUACCCAUGAGGCUGGGGACGUGAGGGGACCUCCCCAGGAGCACAGCUAGAAAAACACAGAGCAGUCAGUUGCUGCCUCCCCACUGAGGCUGUGACGGGAGGGGGGGAGGCUGCCCUGCACACACAAGGCCCUUUUAACUCCUAAUAAA
Molecule: messenger RNA, 600 nt
Organism: Leptonychotes weddellii (Weddell seal)
Lineage: Eukaryota; Metazoa; Chordata; Mammalia; Carnivora; Phocidae
Gene: S100A3
Product: S100 calcium binding protein A3
Molecular function (GO): calcium ion binding; calcium-dependent protein binding; transition metal ion binding
Source: RefSeq, a predicted model, not a curated record